Messenger RNA from Podospora anserina S mat+, 1239 nucleotides. RefSeq lists its product as uncharacterized. Gene Ontology annotation, molecular function: ubiquitin binding. The record is from RefSeq and is a predicted model, not a curated record. The transcript is spliced from 3 exons. Gene Ontology annotation, biological process: Golgi organization; membrane fusion; autophagosome assembly. Gene Ontology annotation, cellular component: nucleus; cytosol. The coding region runs from base 1 to 1239 and encodes 412 amino acids. NCBI's taxonomy places the organism in Eukaryota, Fungi, Ascomycota, Sordariomycetes, Sordariales, Podosporaceae.
AUGGCGGAUCAAGACCAUGACACGCUGAUCAGCAACUUCUGCGACUUGACAGGCGCCUCGGCCGACCAAGCCACAGAAUACUUGACAGCGACCAAUUGGGAUGUCAACACCGCCGCCGCCGCCUUCUACGGCGAUCUUGACGAAAACGAGCAAGGCCCCUCUUCCACCGGCGCCGCCACUGCCACCACUACCGACGCCGAGUACACCGGUCCACGAACAUUGGAUGGCCGACCGGCACCUGAGUAUGCUGGUACAUCCUCUUCGACCUCAAAGAAGCCCGUCAAGCGUCGCGGCCUCGCGACUCUGAGCUCCAUAGGCGGCGGUCGCAACCAAGAAGACGACGAUGACGACGAUGACGAGAGCGAUGACGACAAUCGCCGGGGACCCAGGGAUUUGUUCGCAGGCGGCGAGAAGUCGGGACUUGCUGUUCAAGAUCCUGCUCAGCGGUCCAGCGAUCCGAGAAAAUUGAUCAACGAUAUCGUUGCCAAAGCCAGAGCCAAUGCCACCGAGAGUAAUCCCGCAUCUUCCCCCGCUGCAGGCCCCUCAUCGAGUCGCUUCAGUGGCUCCGGUCAGACAUUGGGCGGAGAUGGCGUAGAGAGUCGCACUAUUCCUAGCUCCAGAGCUGCUGGGGCCGUUCCCGAGGGGCCUGCGCAGGAGCGGAUUCUCCAUAUCUGGCGUGACGGCUUUAGCAUUGAUGAUGGGGAGCUUCGUCGUUUUGACGACCCUCAGAACAGGAGCGACUUGGAUAUGAUCCGCAAUGGACGGGCGCCAAUCCAUCUCAUGAAUGUCCGCAUGGACCAACGGGUCGAUGUCAAGCUCCAACAACACGACGAGAACUACCGCCCUCUGCCCAAGAUCUACCGACCCUUCGGCGGUGAGGGCCGUCGAUUGGGUAGCCCUGUGCCCGGUGAGGUAACACCAACCCUCUCCCCUCCGGCCGCGACUACGACACAGCCUCAGGCCAGCCAGGCCCUGAGCACCGGAGUGGAUGAGUCGCAGCCGACCUUGAUGCUGCGCAUUCAGCUUCCCGACGGAACCCGCAUGCCAGCCCGAUUCAACCCCACGCAGACAGUCGGCGAUGUCUACAACUUCAUUGGACGCUCGUCUUCCUCGCUUUCAGCCCGUCCGUGGGUUCUCUCCACCACAUUCCCCAACAAGGACCACGAAGACAAGGGCUUGGUGUUGGGUGACAUGCCCGAGUUUAAGAAGGGUGGUGCUGCUGUCGUCAAGUGGAAAUAG